Rotaria sp. Silwood2 is the source of this 477-nucleotide messenger RNA. NCBI's taxonomy places the organism in Eukaryota, Metazoa, Rotifera, Eurotatoria, Philodinida, Philodinidae. The record is from the annotation of a GenBank genome assembly.
AUGUCAACUAACGUAAAGGUUUGUACUUUUUGUCCUAGCGGUAGUACUUGGGGAAAUUGGGAACCAAUAGAAUCGCCUUACGUCUUCGUAAUUAUACUUGGUAGUAUUAUUUUAAUUUUCAUUAUUAUUAUAUUGAUUCGAGAAAUUUUGAAGUCUCGUGGAGUACUUCGAGAUUGUUGCAAUUGUAAUAUCAGUGAUAUUCGAUGUUUAGGCUGUCAAGAAUGUUGUGCAGGAUGCGCUGAAGCAUGUGAUUGUUGUGGUACAACAUCAAUUGAGUCAUGUCUUGAUGCAUGUUGUCCAAAACGAGGAUCCAUCGAAUUUGCAGAUAUUAUUACAUGUGAAGCCUGUUGUUCUGGACAAUGUUGUUCGUGUGGCAAUAUUACUUGUGUUUGUGCACCAACGGAUGUUAGUCAUGUCAAUUGUUUAUGCUGUGCUUGUGAGCAACAAUAUCCUCAGCAAGAUUAUGAUAAUAGAUAA